Molecule: messenger RNA, 2284 nt
Organism: Dendrobium catenatum
Lineage: Eukaryota; Viridiplantae; Streptophyta; Magnoliopsida; Asparagales; Orchidaceae
Product: serine/threonine-protein kinase STY46
Exons: 15
Coding region: 343-1839 (498 amino acids)
Biological process (GO): protein phosphorylation
Molecular function (GO): ATP binding; protein kinase activity
Source: RefSeq, a predicted model, not a curated record
ACCCUAUCCUCAUCUCCCCCCUUUUUCUCCUCGUUCUGGCGCCUUAAGCCCGAAUCUCCUGGCCUGUUAUAUUUACGCCCCAAUCUUUUCUCUCUCCCGCCCUCCCCUUGAACAUUCCACAAAAAGCUUGAACAUCCUGCUUUUUAUCUCCUCCUCCCCGCUCCGGUUUGCCUCGUUUCUUCCCUUUUCAGCCACCAAAAGACGCUUUUGCCCUUGCCGCUUCUCCGUUGCUCCCCUAUAUCCCGGUCGCCAACCGUCCGAGAUUCUUCGCGCCUACUCACCUGUGGAACCCUAAGUCCUGCUCUGACGAUGAUUCCAGUUCGGUGAGUUCGCCUGGGAGCGAUGGAACUCAUUGAGGAAGGUGUGGGGGAGAGUUCGUCGCCGCCGCGGUGGCUUGCCGGUCAGGACCCAUCUUACGAUAUCAAGAACGAAAUCUAUACGAGGCUUGUGGAGUGCCAGAACCCGGAGGCGAUCGCCAAUCCGAACCUGAGGGAUCUGCUUGAUGCUCACUUCAGCCGGUUGCCAACGAGUUAUAGUGUUGAUAUUAAUGUUGAUAGAGCGGAAGAUGUUCUGUUGCACUGGAAAUUGCUUUCAGAUGCGAAGGACCCUAGAAAACGGCCCGCUUUUAAUGUUCGUUUCAUGAAGCUUGAAGAGUUGAAUUUGGAUGCGGGAAAAACCAUCGAAGACAAGGAAGAUGGAAGAUCCUCCAAUGAUGCCCUUUCUGCAAGGGAUGAUGGGCGAUAUACUCCUAUCCAUGAGAUAAUAUUUUCCACAGUUGACAAGCCAAAGCUGCUUAGUCGGUUGUCUGCUUUGCUAUCUGAUCUUGGCCUAAACAUCCGUGAAGCUCAUGUUUUCUCAACAACUGAUGGCUAUUCAUUAGAUGUAUUUGUUGUUGACGGAUGGCCUGAUGAAGAAACUGACGGUCUGCAAGAGAGGCUUAAGACAGCAAUUUUAAACUUUGAGGGUUCAUCAGUAAAUGCUAUUCAAUAUAGUGAUUGGGAAAUAGAUAGAAGUUUGUUGAAGAUUGGAGACAAGAUUGGAUCCGGAUCUUCUGGUGAUUUAUAUCGUGGGAGUUACCUUGAUCAGGAUGUUGCCAUAAAGGUUUUACGAUCCGAGCAUCUGAAUGAGACCAUGAGAGUUGAAUUUGCACAAGAAUUAAUGAUACUAAGGGAAGUUCAGCACAAAAAUGUUGUGCGUUUUGUCGGUGCAUGCUCAAAUCCGCCACACUUUUGCAUUAUUACUGAGUAUAUGCAUGGUGGAAGCCUUUAUGACUAUAUGCACAAGCAGAAGAACAUCCUGGAGCUCUCAUUGUUGUUGAAGUUUGCCCUUGAUGUAUGCAAUGGGAUGAACUACUUGCACCAAAAGAACAUCAUCCACAGGGAUCUGAAGACAGCUAACCUGCUAAUGGACAACAACCAGGUUGUCAAAGUGGCAGACUUUGGUGUUGCUCGUUUUCAAAACCAAGGUGGAGUCAUGACUGCAGAAACAGGAACGUACAGAUGGAUGGCACCUGAGGUAAUCAAUCAUCAGCCCUAUGACCAGAAAGUGGAUAUCUUCAGCUUUGCCAUUGUACUAUGGGAGCUAGCCACCUCAAAGAUCCCUUAUAAUACCAUGACACCAUUGCAGGCUGCUUUAGGUGUGAGACAGGGCAUGCGUCCAGAGCUUCCAGAAAAUAUGCAUCCAACCUUGUUGGACCUGAUGCAAAGAUGUUGGGAGACUCUUCCCGCUAAAAGACCAUCCUUUUCUGAGAUCAUCGCUGAGCUCGAGGAACUCUUGCAACAGAGUCAGCCAAGUGGAGAAACUAGCAAACAAGAAAAGGAUGUUUCAGAGCAAUCCUGACUUGCUUCCACAACAAAAGCUGCCGAGUCUGCACAUAUUAGAGGCUUCCAUUUUCCCAUAUGGCAUCUUUUUUUUUUUUUCCUUCGUUUUGAAAUGAAGGUUCGACUUCUACCACUUGCAGUCUCUGUGAAUUUUGCCAUGAAAAAGUAAAUGGUGAAAUCCUCGGAGGCCAUUUGUUUGCUGACGCAGUUCUGAUGAUGGACCACAGUUUCAAUGUGAUUCGUGUUGAUCUUAGCCGAACGUAUUUCGCUUUUUUGACGGUUGUGAUGAGGCCCAGCGGGUCGUCUAAUCUUCGUAUUUUUUUUCUUUCUUUUAUUUAUUUUUUUCUUUCUGCAGAAGAACCCUUCACCGCUCAUAUAGACGAAUAGACUAUUAUUUGUGGCGGUUGUAGUUGUCAAUAAAAAUAUUGAAAAAAAUACUGUGGGAAUUUUUUUUUUUAAAGUUA